This is a messenger RNA of Oncorhynchus nerka (sockeye salmon), 1722 nucleotides long. RefSeq names its product GS homeobox 2-like. Gene Ontology annotation, molecular function: sequence-specific double-stranded DNA binding; DNA-binding transcription factor activity, RNA polymerase II-specific. The transcript is spliced from 2 exons. The record is from RefSeq and is a predicted model, not a curated record. Gene Ontology annotation, biological process: regulation of DNA-templated transcription. Gene Ontology annotation, cellular component: nucleus. NCBI's taxonomy places the organism in Eukaryota, Metazoa, Chordata, Actinopteri, Salmoniformes, Salmonidae. The coding region runs from base 1 to 729 and encodes 242 amino acids.
AUGUCUAGAUCCUUUUAUGUCGACUCUUUGAUUAUUAAGGACACCGUGCGACCCGCACCUCUAAACGAGCAUCCCGGACAAGACUUCUUCAUCCCCAUCAGCAUGCAUUCGCCCACCAUGAUGACGGUCAACGCGCCGGUGUGCCCAUCCAGGAAGACUGGCACUUUCUGCGUCUGCCCGGUUUGCGUCACGUCCCAUCUCCACUCUCCCCGCGGCGGCAUUUCGAUGCUGAAGAGUCAGUUCCCUGGAGCGGAGCCCCAAUAUUGUCAGAGGAUAUCACACCACCAACAGUCUCCGGCGCUGGGACACGCACCUGUCUGCACGCCUACGUACAGCGUCACUGACCCCAGGAGGUACCACUGUCUCUCCAUAGGUAAGAAUAUGUUGUCUGCCUCUGAGAGCAAUCACAUCCAGAAUGGCAAAAGGAUGCGUACGGCUUUCACCAGCACGCAACUAUUGGAACUGGAGAGAGAGUUCUCCUCCAACAUGUAUCUAUCCCGGCUCAGAAGAAUCGAAAUUGCGACGUAUCUGAACCUCUCGGAGAAGCAGGUGAAAAUCUGGUUCCAGAACCGGAGGGUGAAACACAAGAAGGAGGGCAAGGGCACACAGAGGAGCGCGCACAGCGGUUGCAAGUGCGCAAGUGGUCACACGGACUACCCGAGGUCUGAGGACGAGGAAUCUUUAUCCCCUGCAUCAGCGUCAGAGGAGAAAGAGAUCUCCCCAAUCUGAUGCCAUCUCACGCUAUACAUACUUCCAUUACACUACUGGCAUAGUCUACCCUUGUUCAACACGGAUUCAGCAAUACCAGACGACCUCAUGGCCAUGAUAUGCUACUUCCAGUCUGAGAAGAACUAUUGGGAAUAUCUUUGGUUUCCUCUGGUUAAAUCUUGUAGGCCUAUUUGUCAUUCGUUUUAUGUUAACUGUCCAAUAUGAACAAAUUGUGAAUACAUGUUUUAUUUGUUAAAACAUUUAGAAACAUAAAUGUAAUGUUAAAUCAUUCAGGGUUCAACCAACGUCAAAGUUGUACAUCCUCAGUAGUUGUCAUACAAUGCUUGGUAUCUUCCCUCUUCCAUGUGAUUAGAUAAAUAUCAUAUUUAUCCGAUGUGGCUAUGACAGCCGUUGAUCUACUCUGUUUCACAUCUGAUUUAUCCACGUGAAUUUGUAUGUGCUUAGUAGACUAUUAUGUAAAUAAUAUGUAUAUUUGUAUUUAUUUUAAUAAAACUUUGGUGAGUUGUAUCUCAGACAAAAAUUGAUGUUUUUUGACCGGUUGGCAGGUGCAUCUUUGAUUCGGCCCUUAAAGGCUAUUGUUUGAGCUUUUGUGUUUGAAUGAUAUAAUUGUCAAGAAAUCAACGUUGAGUCUGUAUUUUGAGUAAAUAGUCAAUUUAAUAUAAUAAUUGCACGACUUUUCUCAUGAGACCAUUUCAAGGGACACAUUAAUGUCAUCAUAUGCAGGUGAUCAGAGACACUAACAUAAACAGUAUUAGAUUUACAUCCACGUUCACCGUCAUUUACAGCCAAAUGCAUGUACUGUACUCUUUUUAAGAUGAUCAAGAAUAGAUUGAUAGUUUUAUAAAUCUUGACAUUUUCUGUCUGUUCUUAGGACUGGUUUUGGCAGUGCCCUGCUCGGGUUAACCAUGUUAAAUGUUAUAUUGAGUCCCUCUCUGAUUAGGUAACAGGUUGAUAAAAUAUGUCAUCAAGGAGUGCAUUACCUGUUAAUGAACU